AUAGGACAAUAAACGUUCAGUUUACGUCGGAUUUCCAACCGUGAAAAUGGAUCGACCAGGAAGUUUUUUGUGCGAAUAUUUCGGAUUUAUAUUUGUUAGUUAUUGCGCGAUACAAAAUACGAUCAAUUUGGAUGUGGAUUCGAGCAACGCGCUCAAAUUUAAAAGAAACACCGAUCGAUUCGAAGUCGAUUUCGAAUGGACUUAUGUGAAUUUUACCUGGCCUAAUCAAGAUGAUUAUAAAAACGCCGUCGAUACCGGGAGAUAUAUCCCCGAAAAUAAUUGUAUCGCCGGGGUGAAGAUUUAUAACGGAAACAUUUAUUUGGCGCUACCAAAAUUAAAAGAAGGGGCUGCGGUUACGUUGGGGUAUAUCUCGCAAAAUUCUCGUGGAAGAAAAAAUGUUUUGAUAAGACCUUAUCCAACUUGGAGGAUGCAUAGUGGAAGCAAUUGUGCUACCCUCCAAAAUGUGCAAAGUAUGGAAAUCGAUUCGAAAGGAGUGAUGUGGAUUUUAGAUGGAAAUCGAUUUAAUAACUACACGAAAUGCCCACCGAAAUUAGUGUUAUUAGAUUUAGAAAAUCGUGGAAAAUUAUUACACAUUUUUGAAUUUUCCGAAGAAAUUUCUUCGGCUCGUGGGGGAUUCUUAAACGAUAUAGUAAUCGAUGAAACGGAUGGUGGUUACGCCUAUAUAACAGAAGCAAGCUCAAAUGAUCCCGGAUUAAUCGUUUAUUCACGAUCGCAAGAUAAAGCUUGGAAAUUACGCGAUAAAACAAUGUUUGCAGAAAUCGAAGCUUCUAAUUUUACAGUUGAUGGUUCUUAUAAUGAUCAAUUGGUCCCGAUUGAUGGUAUAGCUUUAUCGCCGAUUCCAGUAAAUAAAAAACAAGAUCGUUUGGUUUAUUAUUGCGCAUUAUCCGCUGUGAAUUUAUACGCAAUAAGCACUAGAAUUCUUAAGAACGAAAAAUUCUGUAGGGGAUCGAUGUGGAGGAAAUACGUAAGAGCUGUAGGUGAAAAACAAGGUCAAUCUGACGGUUUAGCCAUUGAUAACGAAGGAAAUCUUUAUUAUGGAUUAUUAGAUUCUUAUGGAAUAGCGAAAUGGAACAUUUACGAACCGAUUAAUUCGACGAAAAUCAUCGAGGAAAAUAACAGCACGAUAAUUUGGCCCGAUAGUUUUUCGUUUGAUAAUCAAGGGUUUAUUUAUGUUUUAACAAACGGUAUUCAUAAGUUUUUUAACCCCACCGUUAAACAUGAUACGACAUCAACGAAAUUUCGAUUAAUGAAACUAUAUACUGGAACUAAAAGUUAUAUGUAUACGAAUUAAAAAUAGAAAUUUUUGUAAUUACUGUUAGAAUUAAGGAAAAAUUCUUAUGCAACUCUUAAAUAGUUAGUAAUCGUUCCGAAAAGUAGUACGCUGAAAUUAUGUUUUUGCUCAAGACCGAUUUUUUUUAGUUCGUUAUAAGGUAAACGCGGUGAUAUUAAGGUUGUGUUACGUUAGAUGUAAAUCGUUUAUGUAGCAAAAAUAAAAAAAUAGUCGAUUUAAA
This is a messenger RNA of Onthophagus taurus, 1532 nucleotides long. Its product is annotated as dopaminechrome tautomerase-like. Gene Ontology annotation, cellular component: extracellular region. The record is from RefSeq and is a predicted model, not a curated record. Lineage: Eukaryota; Metazoa; Arthropoda; Insecta; Coleoptera; Scarabaeidae.